AUGGUCGUUUUGGCAGCAUCCAUCUGCACGCGCGGCGGCAAGGCCGUCCUCUCACGUCAAUUCCGUGAGAUGCAGCGAUCCAGAAUCGAAGGUCUUCUCGCCUCUUUCCCUAAGCUCGCCGACAGUGGUACCCAGCACACAACAGUCGAGCAAGACAAUGUCCGCUUCGUCUACCAGCCCCUUGACGAGCUAUACAUGGUCCUCAUCACCAACCGCCAAUCCAACAUUCUCCAGGACAUCGACUCGCUACACCUCUUCGCACAGGUUGUUACCAGCAUCUGCAGAAGCUUGGACGAGAGAGAGAUUCUGCGCAAUGCCUUUGAGCUUCUCAGUGCUUUCGAUGAGCUUGUCACUCUGGGUUACCGCGAGAACCUCACCCUGAGUCAGAUCAAGACCUUCCUCGACAUGGAAUCGCACGAGGAGCGUAUUCAAGACAUCAUUUCAAGAAACAAGGAACUUGAAGCCACCGAGGAGCGCAAGAGAAAGGCCAAGCAACUCGAGAUGCAGCGCAAGGAAGCCACCCGUUCUGGUCGCAGCAACAUGCCCAGCGCUCCCUCAUAUCCCACCUACACCCCGCCGCCUACUCAACCAGCCGUCACCGAUACCUACGACUCGUACAACGCGGAGAAGAACAAGUCCUUCCAAAAGUCGCUCCCCGCCAGAAGCAAGGGUAUGCAGCUUGGAAAGAAGACGAAGACGACAUCCAUGUUCGAGCAAGUCCGUGGGGAUCUCGGUCCCGAGGCAGAGGCCCCUCUUAUUCCCUCAGCACCAGCUGCCAGCGCUCCUGUCCAAGCCGCCGCCCCUGCCACUUCUUCCGAUCGCGAUGGCAUCCAUAUCACAGUCGCCGAGACCAUCUCGGCCAAACUCAGCCGAGAAGGCUCCCUCGAGUCCUUCGAAGUCAAGGGUGACCUCCAGCUUCGCAUCACCGAUCCCUCUCUCACACAAGUUCAACUCGCUCUUGCAUUGGGCGACACCCACGGCGCACAGCUCAACUCGCAUCCCAAGGUCGAUAAGACCGCCUUCAAGAACGACAAGAUCAUCCAACUCACCGACACUUCAAAAGGAUUCCCCGCAAACAACUCUAUCGGUGUCAUGCGUUGGAGAUUGGCUGCAAAGGCUGAGGACAUCAGCGAUCCUCCCAUUACAUUUACCGCUUGGGUAAACGAGACUGGAUCUGGCACUUACAACAUUACCCUGGAAUACGAGCUUACUGGUGGAGAUGCAUUGAACGAUGUUACUGUUUCGAUACCCUACCAAACCAGCGAGCCUUCUGUCUCUAGCUUCGAUGCUGUGUACGAGGUUUCUGGUGACAGCAUUGACUGGACUAUCGGCGAUGUCGACGAUACCAACGCAACCGGCAGUUUCGAGUUUGAGGCUCAAGCAGAGAGCGAGGCUGAGUUCUUCCCCAUGAGCGUCCGCUUCGCAAAGACUAGACCAUAUGUUGAUGUUGAUGUAUCAUCGGUAACUCUUUUGAACAUGGGCCAAGACGUUUCUUUCUCAAAGGACAUCAAGUCGGUGGCGGAUGGAUACCUGGUGGUUUAA
Messenger RNA from Aureobasidium pullulans EXF-150, 1542 nucleotides. RefSeq lists its product as uncharacterized. The transcript is spliced from 4 exons. Lineage: Eukaryota; Fungi; Ascomycota; Dothideomycetes; Dothideales; Saccotheciaceae. Bases 1 to 1542 code for a protein of 513 amino acids. Gene Ontology annotation, biological process: retrograde vesicle-mediated transport, Golgi to endoplasmic reticulum; endoplasmic reticulum to Golgi vesicle-mediated transport; Golgi localization. The record is from RefSeq and is a predicted model, not a curated record. Gene Ontology annotation, cellular component: COPI vesicle coat; cytosol.